GAAAGCAAGACUACUAUGAAAGAUCAAAAAAGUUGCAAAGUGAGAUGAUGAGGAGAUUUAUCUGAGAUAGGAACUGGACCCUCCUCUUUGUGGGCUACUUCUUUGAAAAUAUAGAGUUCAUGGGAAUGGAUUGAAGCUGAAGAGAAUGGUCUAAACAGAGUGUUUGCAUGGCGAGCCACAGAGUUGCAAAUACUGGGUUUUCAGAUUCAGGACCGUCGAAUCACCAUCUCCCUUACACAAUUCUUCAUGGGAUUAAUUCUGCAUCAUCAAGUUUCAUCAAUCAAGAAGGGUCUGAUUUUGAUUUUGGAGAGCUACAAGAGGCAAUUGUGCUGCAAGGGAUUAGGAAUGAUGAAGCCAAAGCACCUUUAUUGACAUCAAGCAGACCUGCAGCAACUCUGGAGAUUUUUCCUUCAUGGCCAAUCAGAUUCCAACAGACCCCAAGAGUAGGAAGUUCAAAAUCAGGAGGUGAAAGUAGUGAUUCAGGUUCAGCAGCAAAUACACUAUCAAGUAUAGCUGAUCAAGCUACACAGCUAGAGCCUGAAUCUCCAAUGAAUAAAAAGGCAUCUUUUUCAGAUCAUUAUGAGGCUUUUGAUCAGAAACAUCUACAUCUUCAACCCCAUCAACAACAACAGCAACAAAUAGAGAUGGCUAGUGACAUCUCCAGAAGUGGACCAUCACAACAUCAGAAUCAAUCACCUGCCAAACCACCCCAAGAAAAGAGGAAGGGAGCGGCAGCUUCAGAAAGAAAGGUUGAUGCCAAGACAUUAAGACGUUUGGCUCAAAACAGAGAAGCUGCAAGGAAGAGCCGCCUGAGAAAAAAGGCCUACCUACAGCAGUUAGAAUCCAGUCGAAUAAGGCUAACACAGCUCGAGCAAGACCUCCAAAGAGCCCGCUCUCAGGGUUUUCCAUUGGGGGGUUGUGGUGGUAGUUCAAAUAUUAGUUCUGGGGCUGCAAUAUUUGACAUGGAAUAUGCAAGAUGGCUAGAAGAGGACCACCAGUACAUGUCGGAGCUCCGAACAGCAAUGCAUGGACAUUUAUUGGACGGUGACCUGAGACUAAUAGUGGACGGAUAUAUUUCACAUUAUGAUGAAAUUUUCCAGUUGAAGAUGGUGGCCGCCAAAUCCGACGUCUUCCACAUCAUCACCGGAAUGUGGACUACUCCGGCAGAGCGUUGCUUCCUCUGGAUGGGCGGAUUCCGGCCAUCCGAGCUCAUCAAGAUGUUAAUAUCCCAAUUAGACCCAUUAACCGAACAACAAGUGGUGGGGAUUUAUAGCCUCCAACACUCCUCACAGCAAGCAGAAGAGGCUCUAUCACAAGGCCUUGAACUGCUCAAACACUCCAUGAUUGAAACAUUCGCCGCCGGUCCGGUCGUCGACGGCAUGCAACAGAUGGCCGUCGCAUUGGGCAAACUUGCCAAUCUUGAAGGCUUUGUUCGCCAGGCUGAUAAUUUGAGACAACAAACCCUGCACCAACUGCCGAGGAUAUUGACAGUAAAGCAGGCGGCGCGGUGUUUUCUGGUGAUCGGAGAAUAUUAUGGAAGGUUAAGAGCUCUAAGUUCUCUUUGGACGUCUAGGCCACGAGAGUAAUAAAUAUAUACAUACAUAUAUAUGGAUAUAUAUGGAGAUGUGUCUACGGCUACCUAAUUUAGGGGAAAUAGUUUUUCCUGAUUAUUUUUAUGUUUUCUUUCUAUUAAUAUAUAUGUAUAUAUCUCUUUAAUUAUUAUAACUAUGCAUCUUGUAAAUGCAAAAAAAAAAAAAUCAAUAUUU
Molecule: messenger RNA, 1766 nt
Organism: Tripterygium wilfordii
Lineage: Eukaryota; Viridiplantae; Streptophyta; Magnoliopsida; Celastrales; Celastraceae
Product: transcription factor TGA9-like
Exons: 11
Coding region: 168-1586 (472 amino acids)
Biological process (GO): regulation of DNA-templated transcription; DNA-templated transcription
Molecular function (GO): DNA-binding transcription factor activity; sequence-specific DNA binding
Source: RefSeq, a predicted model, not a curated record